This is a messenger RNA of Corylus avellana, 2488 nucleotides long. RefSeq names its product indeterminate(ID)-domain 5 (gene IDD5). The record is from RefSeq and is a predicted model, not a curated record. Lineage: Eukaryota; Viridiplantae; Streptophyta; Magnoliopsida; Fagales; Betulaceae. Gene Ontology annotation, cellular component: nucleus. Gene Ontology annotation, molecular function: DNA-binding transcription factor activity.
AGAAUUUAGCAAAAUCUGGGAAAAGAGAAAGAAAAAAAAAAAGAACAAAAAACAAAAAAAAGGGAGAGGAAAAGAAUGGUGUGUAUAUGUGUUGGUGUAUGAGCAUGACACCAAAUCAAAGAAGAAGCAGAGUAUAGUACCAUCGCCUGCUCAAGAAAGAUUUUUCAUUUAAAACAGGAGAACAAGUAGAGGAGAAGCACCAAAGGGGCAUGGGGGGUUGAUUUCUCUUUCUCUUUCUUUGUCUUCAACUUUUUUGCUUUACAUAUUUUACCCUUUAGGUUUCUCAUUAAUCAAUACCCAAGAGUUGGGAAUCGUCAAGAUAAGAAAGACUCCUGAGGAGGACUGGAAUUUGCAUGUGGGGUUGAGGUUGUCUCUUCAAUUUAGAUUGGGAAGUUUUCUCUGAAGAUGGCGGCUUCUUCUUCGUCGACGCCCUUGUUUGGAAUAAGAGAAGAGGAUCAGAACCAGAUGAAGCAACAGCAUUCCUCCACGCCGACGUCAUCUACAGCUCCAGCUCCAGCUCCACUACCCCAGAAGAAAAAGAGAAACCAACCAGGAACACCAUAUCCAGAUGCGGAGGUAAUAGCACUAUCUCCCAAGACCCUAAUGGCAACAAACAGGUUCAUAUGUGAGGUAUGCAACAAAGGGUUCCAAAGGGAGCAGAACCUACAGCUGCACAGAAGAGGACACAACCUGCCUUGGAAGCUAAAGCAGAAGACUACAAAAGAACCAAAACGGAAGGUUUAUCUGUGCCCGGAGCCCACAUGCGUCCACCACGACCCAUCGAGGGCUCUCGGCGACCUCACUGGGAUCAAAAAGCACUACUCGAGAAAGCACGGCGAGAAGAAGUGGAAGUGCGACAAGUGCUCCAAGAGGUAUGCCGUGCAGUCUGAUUGGAAGGCUCAUUCCAAGACCUGUGGCACUAGAGAAUAUAGAUGCGACUGCGGCACUCUCUUCUCUAGGCGGGACAGUUUUAUCACUCACAGGGCCUUUUGUGACGCACUGGCUCAAGAAAGUGCAAGACACCCUCCCAACUUGAGCACUAGCAACCUAUAUGGAAGCAGCAACAACAUGGGGUUAGGCUUAUCUCAAGUGGGUCCUCAGAUGCAAGACCAGAACAGCCAAUCCAGUGAUAUAUUACGGCUUGUGGGUGCCAGGCCCGGUCAAUUCGAUCAUCUCCUUCCCCCUGGGAUUGCUUCAUCCUUCCGACCACCACAGCCCAUGGCUUCUUCUGCUUUCUUCAUGCACGAAUCCAACCAAAACUAUCGUCAACAACAACAACAAGGGUUAAUGCAAUUUUCUAAUCUUCAAAACAGCUCAAGCAAUCCUCCAACUCCAAGCAAUCUCUUCAACCUUAGCUACCUUUCCAACACCGGCACAAAUAAUGGCAACAACAACAACAACAACAACACUCUUCCAUCUUCUGGUUUGCUAAUACCCGAUCAUUUCAGCAAUGCAAAUGCUGCUGCCGGAGGCGGUGAAGGGUCCAGUAUCUUCUCUCCUGACCAAAUCAACUCAGGCGGCGUCCCUUCUCUCUACAGCGCAUCGGUUCAAACCAACAAUGCCAUCCCGCAUAUGUCUGCAACUGCACUGCUUCAAAAGGCUGCACAAAUGGGUUCAACUACAAGCAACAACAACACUGCCUCUUUGCUAACAACUUUCGGAAGCUCUUCCUCAUCAAGUGGCGCCAAAUCGCUUGUUCCAGGUGGCUUAAGCAGCAUGUUCGGCGAACAUGAGAGCCACCUCCAAGACCUGAUGAAUUCCUUCGCCAGUGGCGGCAACAACUCGCUUCUCAGUGCUUUUGGUGGAUACAAUGCCGGUAGGACCGACUUUCAAGUACACAUGGAGGAACCCAAGCUACAGCAAAAUCUGACGGUGAGCGUUGGAGGGUCUGACAGGUUAACCAGGGAUUUUCUUGGGGUUGGGCAGAUAGUGAGGAGCAUGAGCGGAGUUUCGCAGAGAGACCAAAAACAACAACAGCAACAGCAACAGGCGCUGCAGCAUCACCACCACCACGGCAUUGGCAUUGAUGUGAGCUCCUUGGACUCCGACAGAAAUACUGCGCCGUCAAGCCAAUCUUUUAGGGAUGGAGGAAAUCUUCAGUGAUUGCUGCUGCUGAAACAACGUACAGCGAGAGGAACUCAAACUUGUUCCACUGCAAGCGCAUCUUUCUCAUGAUCGAAUUCAGAUUUUGGAUGGAGCGAGGGCAGGGAACACAUUAAUUAAGCUUCUUCAAGUGUAUUGGGAUUUUGGUGAUCAAUCCCAGCUACAACUUUUUCAUAGUUUAAGUAGUGAGUUUAGCAGACAAUCCAUUUGUGUUUCAUUCUUAUCAGUGUUGCUUUAUGCACUGCUAACACCAGUUAUUAGUAAUACAAGGAAGAUUGGAACUUCCACAAAAAUCCAAAACGUAUCAGAAAACUGUUGUGAAAUGGCUUACUAAAAGGAUUUUGCCAAAUUAUAACUUUUGAAGGAUAAUAUUUGGGGCUAUAGU